Molecule: messenger RNA, 414 nt
Organism: Talaromyces proteolyticus
Lineage: Eukaryota; Fungi; Ascomycota; Eurotiomycetes; Eurotiales; Trichocomaceae
Exons: 1
Coding region: 153-389 (78 amino acids)
Source: RefSeq, a predicted model, not a curated record
AAAAGAAGGAGGUCAGGUAAGCCGACACCCAACAUCUUCAUAUUAAAUCAAGGUAUAAAUCAUGCUGAUGAGUCACGCAGUAGCUGGAGCCGCGUAAUCUCAAUCCUAGUCAGCUCAGAACAAACCCCCUUUAUGCUCCACGAGGUCGUGAUAUGCUCUUCCUCAGACUUCUUUCAGGUCAUACUACGCGGUGGUGGUGGUGGCGACUGGAAAGAAGCGUCAGAACUCGCCAUUACACUACCCGACAUCAACAGCGAUCAAUUCCAAGUCUACAUGCAAUGGCUAUACAAAGACCACCAAAAGCUCGGGUCUCCAUCAAAACAAGUCACAAAACUCGACCAUGUCGGGCUUCUGCAGUGCUGGAUUAUGGGCGACAAACUGCUGGAUGAUACGUUCAAGGAUCAUGUAAUGGAG